CGGAGCGGCGGUGGCAGCUGGCGUGCGGCGGGAUGGCAGCGCGGGGCUCCGCGGCGGAUGGCGCGCUGCGCCGCGCGGCCGAGCAGUGGCUGCUCUGGGAUAAGAAUCCAAAAACUUACGCAAUCGUGAAACAAUUGCUUGCGGAAGGAAAUGCUGAAGAACUGCAGAAAUACUUUGGCUCGAGGAUGGAGUUUGGCACAGCAGGGCUCAGAGCUGCCAUGGGAGCAGGGAUUUCCCACAUGAAUGACUUGACUAUUAUCCAGACAACCCAGGGAUUUUGCAGAUACCUUGAGAAGAAUUUCAGUGACCUGAAAAAGAGAGGAGUUGUGAUUGGGUUUGAUGCUCGUGCUCAUCUUUCCAGUGGAGGUAGUAGCAAAAGGUUUGCAAGACUUGCUGCCAAUACCUUCAUCAGUCAGGGAGUUCCAGUUUAUCUAUUCUCUGACAUAAUACCAACUCCUUUCGUGCCAUACACAGUAACUCAUCUGAAGCUUUGUGCUGGAAUUAUGGUUACUGCUUCCCAUAAUCCAAAACAAGACAAUGGUUACAAGGUUUACUGGGAAAAUGGUGCUCAGAUCAUUUCCCCUCAUGAUAAAGGAAUUUCUCAGGCUAUUGAGGAGAACCAAGAACCAUGGCCUCAGGCUUGGGAUGACAAACUGAUUGACAGCAGCCCGCUGCUUCAUGAUCCAUAUGCCAUGGUCAAUAAGGAGUAUUUCAAAGACAUACAGAAACAGUGCUUUUACAGGAAUAUAAACAAGGAAACAAACCUGAAAUUUGUUCAUACUUCUGUGCAUGGCGUAGGACAUAAAUUUGUGCAGUUGGCAUUCAAGGCAUUUGACCUUAGCCCUCCUUUUGCUGUUCCGGAGCAGAAAGAUCCUGAUCCAGACUUUCCCACAGUGAAGUAUCCAAAUCCUGAAGAAGGCAAAGGUGUUCUGACAUUGUCUUUUGCUUUGGCUGAAAAAGAUGGGGCAAGAAUCAUUUUAGCAAAUGAUCCUGAUGCUGAUCGACUGGCAGUGGCAGAGAAACAAGAGAGUGGUGAAUGGAAAGUGUUUUCUGGAAAUGAACUAGGAGCUCUUUUAGGCUGGUGGAUCUUCACUUGCUGGAAGAAUAACAGUAGGGAUACUCGUGCCAUUAAAGAUGUUUACAUGUUAUCCAGUACUGUUUCUUCCAAAAUCCUGAGAGCAAUUGCACUAAAGGAAGGUUUUCACUUUGAGGAAACUCUGACAGGUUUCAAGUGGAUGGGCAACCGUGCCAAACAGCUCAUGGACCAGGGGAAAGCUGUUCUUUUUGCAUUUGAGGAGGCUAUAGGGUAUAUGUGCUGUCCUGCUGUUCUGGAUAAAGAUGGUGUCAGUGCUGCUGUUAUAACUGCAGAGAUGGCCAGCUUUUUGGCAACCAGGAAUUUAUCUUUGUCUCAGCAGCUGAAAGCUGUCUAUGAUGAAUAUGGCUUCCAUAUUACCAAAGCUUCGUAUUUCAUCUGCCAUGAUCCUAAAGUUAUUCAACAGCUUUUUGACAACCUUAGAAAUUUUGAUGGAAAAAACACAUACCCAAAAUCUUGUGGUAGAUUUAAAGUUUCUGGAAUAAGGGAUCUAACUACUGGAUAUGACAGCAGCCAGCCAGAUCAAAAGGCUAUACUUCCUACUAGUAAAAGCAGCCAAAUGAUAACAUUCACUUUUGCUAAUGGAGGAGUGGCUACAAUGAGAACCAGUGGGACGGAACCAAAGAUCAAAUACUAUUCUGAACUUUGUGCACCCCCUGGAAACAGUGAUGUUGAACAGCUGAAGAAGGAACUAGAUGAAUUGGUCAAUGCUCUUGAAAAACACUUCUUUCAACCAGAGAAAAACAAACUUCAACGAAAGACUGAGUAAAAUAGCAAAAUUACUACCUUGAUUGGCUUUUGCAGAAUUAGAAGUGCAUUAUUUAAGAAGUUAAGGAUUUUUAGGACCAAACGUAUGAGAACUCUGACUCUAAAGACUUCUGCUUUUAAGAGUUAUUUUGGGUACUCUUGGCUCUAGUAUCUUAUUUUGGAAGGAAAGUAGUACGGACCAAAAAAACCCAAUAAGUUGAAGUAAAAGCUUUAUGAACUAAAAGUUGACUGCAAAUGUAUUUCAAUCAAAACUUGUUUUAAUUAAAUAUAAGUAAUAUUCUGAUAUCUGAAACAGCCUGUUUUGUGGUGACUUAUUUGUUUUGUGUACAUAUCAUCUGAUAACACUAUGCAGCUUUGUCUAGGUUUAGAUUUGCAAAGGAAGUUCUUCUGUUAACAGGAAGUAUUUAAAGCCUGUGGUGAGACUUUGACAAACUUGGGGCAGAUUAAUCAGAAGUAGUGAUCUUUCUUAGGGAUUUUGGCCCAAAGAAACAAGAAACUCACAGCAAAAUUUGUUCAAUUUCUGUUUGUUAUGAGACUCUGUAUAAUAUUCCAGGCAAGGGAUACAAAGUGUACUAAACUGUCUUUGAAUACCACGAACCCAUUAAGAUAGUAUAUCGACAUACAGCACCUUUUUUUUGCCUCACUGAACUAAGCAUAAUUAGUUCAAUGCAUAGCCUAGUUUUGGAGCCUCUCACACUGUGCUGCCAUGACUUGGUGCAUGUCUAAUUUAGAGCAGAAGUUUCAAUUUCAUUGCAUGCUCUUGUCUGUGCUUGCAAAGCCUGAGAGGGUUUUUUGGAGGUUGCCAGUUGACUUUAAUAUGGGGCUUUUCUGCAUUUUCAGUAUUUGCUUUGGAUAUCAGUGUAGCAAUAAUGGUCACAACCGUAGGUACAUACUUCUUAUAAAUGCAAAACUCCUAAGCUUGAUUAUCCUCCCAGAAUUCAAGUCUUCUGUGCUUGUUAUUUUCAGUGCAACUGAAGAUUGCAGCAGUUGUGCAGCUGCAUACGGGGAGGCAGCCCUGGGGGAAGUGGAAGGAGAGGAAGUUUUAUAGUCUGAUGUACUACUGCAGAUCAUGUGCAGACCUGUGAGAGGCCUCAGAAAUGAGUUUGGGGGUGCUUCAGGGAUCUUUGGUGGUUUAUGACAACUUCUAAGACAUGACAGCGGCCUCUCAAGUCAACCGAGUUGAGCGAAUUAUGCCCCAUCAGAAGGAAUUAAUACCUUCAAGCCUCCAUGUGUGUGUCCCAGUACUUUUCUGCAGGGGAGUUUUCAUGCCUGAGCCAGUUAUGUAAGGGGAGACAUUGGCAGGAUAAAAAGCACUAUCCUACCACAAAGGAUCUGCUUCUUACUGGCUUUCUCCUUGCUCGAAAUCACAGACUCAGGAAUGGCACUUCAGGAGGCAGGUUGGGGCAGUGCCUUCAAUUUGGGCAUUGAUGAGCUACAUCCUCAGGGCUGGAGAAGCUUUGUGGGUCUGCACAAGCCUGCAGCCUUGUGCUCCAACAGGGGAGGUGAUUCUCUCCCUCCACUGUGCUCUUGUGAAACCCCUCUUAGAGUACCGCAUCCAAGAACAAUGUGAAGCUGUUAGAGCAGGUGCAGAGGAAGGUCAUGAAAACAGUCAGAGGGUUAGAAUACCUGUGCUGGGAAAAAAGGCUGAGUGGGCUGGGGUUGCUCAUCCUGUACAAGAGGCUGUGAGAUCUUUCAAUAUAAAAGUGGGCUUAUAAGCCCACAUGUUUUACCAGGGUCUGUAGUGACAGGACAAGGGGAAACAGUUUUAAAGUGAAAGAGGAUGGAUUUAAUUGGAUACAAGGAAAGAUUUUUUUGUACUGAGGAGGGUGAGACACAGGAACAAGUUGCCCAGCAAAGCUCUUGGAUGCCUGAAAGUGUUCAAGGCCAUGUUGGAUGCAGCUUUGAGCAAUCUGAUCUAGUGGAAAGUGUCCCUGCUUCAUGUAGGGAAGUUGAACUAGGGAAGGUGAUUUUUAAAGGGGACCAUCACACCAAAACCAUUCCGUAAUUCUUUUUACUUUCAUUUUUACUGGGAGGGCUCACAUUUCUUUUGGUGCAGAAUAUGAUAAAGGAUGCUUUACUGAAUUCAUGGGGAAGGCCUGAAGAUGGAGGAUUACAGGUCCUGAAUCUUUUAAUGUUUUUAUCUUAACAUCUCCACAGGUUAGCGAGGCAUAUUUUACAUGUGCUUUUAUAUGCCAAACCUGGAUUUGGAUUUUGCUAAUGUUAGAAGUUUGGAAGUGAGACCUGAAAUGCGCUCAUAUAUACUGAAACAUCCUCAGAAACAGUACAGACAUAAGGUAAUGACCUAAUCUUUAUCAUUUUGUCUUCCCAAGGUCAAGGAAUUUACUUGCUCCAUUCCUUUCUCUAUCCCAGACAGAAGUUCACAACUUCAGGGGGGCGGGACAUGACAAAAAAAAUAGCCAAACCCACAGCGGUUUAUCAAACUGCUUGAGCAAUUACAACAAACUACAAAAUUACAAUUUAGCAACUUGUUAUUGCGAAAGUCUUUACUAACCUUGUCUUGCAUCAGAGAAAGAGGAUCUAGAACUGAAAUAAAGAAUCAAAACAAAGGCAGCAAGAGUAUAGCAAGAGAGAAGUUAAUAUUGCAGGUCAGAACGGGUGUUAAGCUACAGUUUCUUCAGAGCUGGUCUAAUUCUUUCACUGAAGUGUUGUGUAAGAUAAUGAAGCCUACUUAGACAUUCUUAGUCCCAAGACAGAUACUAAACCAUAGCCAAAUGUAAUUUGUAAAAAAGAAGCCUUGAACUGGGAGCAGGUGCACUAGUAUUAUAUCCAGAAAUGGGAAUUGCCAUGCCUGGAAUAAAGAGUACUUGCAGCCCAGAUUGAACUUGGGUGUAAGGGAAUUCUUGGCUGUUUCUAGAGGAAGACACAUCCCUACAUUACCAAAAACAUGUAAAAUUAGUCUGAUUUUUAUAACAGAAGGGAACACAAUUCCAGUGACAGUUAUAAAUAUUGAUCCUAUAGGCGAUCAGGCCUAUGGGGCUAGAGGGAGAGACUAAGAAGAAUGAGCAUAGUACUCAAAACUCUGCCAAAACAAACCCCAAAACCAGUAAUGCUUUAAGGAUAGACCAAUGGACUUCACUUGAAGGUUAUUCAUUUUUUUACAAGUCACAGUAUCAUAAAAUUUACUGAAUAAAUUAAAAUUCAGGGAUGGAUUGGAACAGUUUGGCUGGAAGGAAAUAAAUACAUUUCAUCUAAGUACUAUGAACUUAGUCCACAGCAUAUUAUCUAAAAGUAUUGUUAUGAUAGUCAAGUAUUGAGCUGCAGAAGGAUUUAUUUAACGAUUUUGCUAUAUUCAACAAAUCAUUCAGGAUAACUGGAAUUAAUUCUAAGAAGCUUUAUUAUAUAAAAAAUUUCAAUUUUGUACAAUGUGUGCUUAAAUAUGUAACUGAUUCACCUACAAAGUUUCUGUAAAUAAAGUUUUUCUCCUUGCUAAUUCUUUUAAAAA
This is a messenger RNA of Pyrgilauda ruficollis (rufous-necked snowfinch), 5324 nucleotides long. RefSeq names its product phosphoglucomutase 2 (gene PGM2). The transcript has 14 exons. Gene Ontology annotation, molecular function: phosphopentomutase activity; magnesium ion binding. The record is from RefSeq and is a predicted model, not a curated record. NCBI's taxonomy places the organism in Eukaryota, Metazoa, Chordata, Aves, Passeriformes, Passeridae. The coding region runs from base 33 to 1862 and encodes 609 amino acids. Gene Ontology annotation, biological process: carbohydrate metabolic process; purine ribonucleoside salvage.